GGGCGCCCCGCGGCCCGCACCAUGCUGGCGCUGCUGGCGUGCGCGCUGGGCCUGGCGCUGGCCUUCUUCGCGCUGCUGGACGGCUGGUACCUGCUGCGCCUGCCGUGCGCCGUGCUGCGCGCCCGGCUGCUGCUGCCGCGCGUCCGCGACCUGCUGGCCGAGCAGCGCUACCCGGGCCGCGUGCUGCCGUCCGACCUGGACCUGCUGCUGCACAUGAACAACGCGCGCUACGGGCGCGAGGCCGACGUGGCGCGCGCCGUGCACCUGGCGCGCUGCGGGGUGCUGGACGCGCUGCGCCAGCUGGGCGCCUCGGCCGUGCUGGCCGCCACCUGCGCGCGCUACCGCCGCUCGCUGCGCCUCUUCGAGGCCUUCGAGGUGCGCACCCGCCUGCUGGCCUGGGACGAGCGCGCCUUCUACCUGGAGGCGCGCUUCGUCCGCGCGCGCGACGGCUUCGUGUGCGCCCUGCUGCGCUCCCGCCAGCACGUGCUGGGCACCACGCCCGCGCGCAUCGUGGAGCACCUGUGCAAGCGCAAGGUGGAGUCCCCGGAGCUGCCCCCGGACCUGAAGCACUGGAUCGCCUACAACGAAACCAGCAGCCAGCAACUGCGCGCUGAGAGUGGCCUGGACGUCCCGGCCAAGGACCAGUGACGGGAUGGUGUGGGCGACCCUGCCCC
This is a messenger RNA of Suncus etruscus (white-toothed pygmy shrew), 674 nucleotides long. It is a transcript of the gene THEM6, whose product is annotated as thioesterase superfamily member 6. The coding region runs from base 22 to 648 and encodes 208 amino acids. The transcript has 2 exons. The record is from RefSeq and is a predicted model, not a curated record. NCBI's taxonomy places the organism in Eukaryota, Metazoa, Chordata, Mammalia, Eulipotyphla, Soricidae.